Cyclocybe aegerita is the source of this 2088-nucleotide messenger RNA. Lineage: Eukaryota; Fungi; Basidiomycota; Agaricomycetes; Agaricales; Hemipholiotaceae. The record is from the annotation of a GenBank genome assembly.
AUGUAUAUAGAGUACUUCAUGCUAGAAGACAUUCAUAAUAUGCUAUUCUGCACACAGCCUUCAGUGCAACUUUAUUGCAAGGUGGAUAAUUCUGUGCCUGUGGCCGAAAUAAAACUUCGAGCUUCGUCCACGACACCCACGACACUCUCCUCCGGCGUUCUGGGUAUGUCCAGCGCACCUACACCACCUGGUCUGGAAUCUAGCAACGCUGUUGCGUCGAGUGAGCUUGCCAACGGAGCUUUUUCGCUUGAAAACAUCCUCGGUGAAAAUCAUGAUGCCAUUGAACAUGCUGGGAAUGAGACGUCAGUUCCUGCCACGGGAUGGGACGAAGAAGAUGCAGAGAAGCCGCUCUUGGAGGGCUAUUGUGUAGAAUGCGAAGACCAACCUGCAGAAGCUCUGUGCGAAACCUGCGCGGAUCCUUAUUGCGAAGUAUGCUUUGCAGCGCAACAUCGUAAAGGUUCGCGGAAACAACACAAAUACAGACCCUUGGCGCACAAGAAGAAUAAGUCCGCAAAACCCAGUGGACAGGAUUCGGUCGUGAAUGGAGGGGUUACAAAUGAUGCCGGAGAACCGAUGACAGUUGAUGGUCCAGACAACGAAGACUCACAUAAUGAAGAUUGGGAACGCGUUGUCCCAGGACCUUCUCCUGAGACCACAAGUGCCCACCCAGCUAUUGGCGCCCGUGUCGGUGAAUGGUUCGCCGACCGUUCAAAGUUCAUCCCCUUGCGCUUAACGCUUCCGGAGCGCAAAUACCUCCGGCUGCUCGAAGCUGCCUUGACGGUCUCCGAGUACACCGACAAGAUCGACACGCUUGGUUUUGGUUUGUCAAAAACCAAGCGCAUCGUUCACCAAAUUCGCGAACUUUGUGCCAUCAUGUCCGGGCUGCUUCUGUCGGCCGACUACAAGGCGGGGCAAGAAUUGUUUACGGAUCGUGACUUCAAAGCCAAUGCAGAGUUUUAUCAAACCGUGUUCGAGCUAGGAAGGAGGCACAAGAUCAUGAAUCCAGACAAGAUGCGUACUACCUACGGAAAGCUUAUAUACCUGCUACAGGACAGUCAAAUGCCUGCAGUUAUGGAUCUAUUGAAUUUCUCAUGUGUGAAGCCUAUCAAAACCGUAUAUUCCGUCCUAGAGGAGCAUGACGCGUUAGAUCUUCUACGCGACGAUCUAAUUACAGUUGCCACAAAGGAAAUCUAUUCAGAAGAUCGCCUACGUCGUGACGUCCAGAAAGAUAUUAAGAGCAAGGAACGCGCAAUAGAGACCCUAUCAGCUCGAUACUCACGCAACGGCCUGUCGCAGGAAAACGUUCGGCAAUGCCUGUAUUCCAUCGGCGACAACCACGCAUUCCUACGUGCCAACCGCGAUCCCUGUGAUAAGAUGAUUGCCUACUUGAAGGAAUAUUUCCAUCCGACACAAGCCAAAGAUCCUCAUUCAAGUCUCGCCAUCCGCAGCGGAAAAGGAGGCGCCCGACUGUCGCAUGACCACAGCAAACAGUAUUCAUAUGUUUUGCAGAGUUUGACUCUCUGGCGGGAGAUUUUACAUGAUAUGUUCCACCUGUGGUCAUUGGCAGAGCAGGAUCUUCUCUCUGAAGAUGUCCCUUAUCGUCUUCGCGACACAGGCCAGGGUCUCAAUCGCGUCCAGGCGGCCCCAAAAACAUCACGCAUGAUGCACUCAAUCCUGCACAAAGCUCAAAAGAGUGUCGGUGCCUGGAUUGGAUCAAGUGUGAUCCACAUGGGUGACCACAACGUUCCUAACGCACUUCUAUUCAUCGACAAGUACACCCAGAUAUAUCGAAUUCUUUUGCCAAUCUGCAAUACCCUUUCACAGAUCGACACGAUCGCCACAAAACCUGCUCUUCGGUCCUACAUCGACGAUGAAUUUGGCUCUGUAGAGAAUUGCGUAAAGGAGAUCUUGGGUGAUUUCUUCAGACAUGGUUUCGACGGGUCGGGUGCGGAUAACUUCUUCGACGCUGGGAGCUGCAUCGAUGGCCGUUUGACGAGUGCUUGGAAUUGGUGCUCCUCUCUAGAGAAAAAGAAAUAUUUCCCCGUCUUUUUGCUUGCAGGCUUUGUCGGAUUCGACGGAGAAUGGUAG